CCUGGGGUGUUAGAAAUCCUCCAUGUCCUGCUUUGUGACCCCAGUGGUCAACUACCCCUCCAUUGCAGCUGCCAGAGAGCAAGCGGAGCCUGGCUUGUGUGAGAGCUGAGUACGGGGUACCCUCCAGAACUCAGGAGUGGGGAGCUCACAGCCUGUCUUCGUCUGCCUCCAGGGGAUGCCUCUCUGUCUGUGGCUCUAGUGUGCCUGCACGUGGUACCUCCCUAGCAGGCAAGGCUGUCUCAUUGUGCCUGCCAGUGCCUGUGUACCUGUAUGCAUGUGCACCCAUGCUCAUGCAUUUGGCUCUGUAACCACGGAUGGGGCUGCUUGGGUGAAGCUGUGCCCAGGUGAGCAUCAGGGUGUGCUUGUAGCUGAGCAUGGCUGUGUCUGUGUGGAUGACUGUGCUUUGUGUCUGUGUAUGGUUGAAUUAUAGGAGUGUGUGAGGCUGGCUAACAGCAUCUCUGUGGGGGCUUUGUCCAUAUACAGCUGUGUGUGGCGGUGCCUGUACAGCUGUGUGUAUGGUGAUGUUCAUGAUGUUCAUGUAAAAAGCUAUGUGUUUUGCUAUGUGUCUGCGUAUAAAGGCUAUGGGGCUCUGUGCAGCUGUGUAUCCAUGAUUAUGGCUGUGCACGUGUGGCCAUGUCUUGGUCUACAGCUAUCUGUGGCAUGUCUAUGUGAGCAGCUGUAUAUAUGUGGCUGUGUCCACAUGUGCAGUGGUGUGUAGGCAUGUUCAUAGGGGCAAGGGUUUGCCCAUUUGUAUUAUGGCUGUUUGCAAGUAUAGCUGUGUGUGGUUGCAUGUUUAUGUGUGCUAUAUAUGUGGCUAUGUCUACAUGUACAACUGUGUGUAAGGCUGAGUGUUACGUCCUCAUCUGUGUGCACAGCUGGGAGUGGUGGCUGUCUAGCUGUGUGUAACUGCAUGUCCAGGUGCUGUGAUUGUGCAGCUUGUUUGCUGCAGGCCACAUCAUGGGCUUUUUGGGCUGGUGCUGUACAUAGCCAUAUCUGUGUAUACAGCCCCAUGCCUUUUGUGAGGCUGAUGUGUUGAGCGGGCUGGGAGUGUGGCUAGUGGGAGUGUGGCUGGGAGGAGUGUGUGACUCCUCACCUCAGCGCCCUCCUGCUGUCAACCCCUCCUCUACAGAGGCCUGGCCCAUCGCUCACCUACCCCAGGGAGUGGUUGCUCUGAGGCAGCCAGAGAGGGUGAGAGCAGCCGGUGGCAGAGUUGGAGGUGGAAGACAGCAUGUCUGUCUCUCGCUACCACCUUGUCUCCUGUUAGUGAUGGGGCUUGUGUUUAUUUGGGUUUGAUGUGUCUGUUUUGUUUCAAAACUGUAUUCUUUCCACAGCAGUGGGACACUGGGUUUCUGUGUCCAGGAAAAAUACUUGUCCUUGGUGAUCAUCCCUGCCCCCCCUACGGACUGCCACUUGCAUAUGUGGGGGUGUGUCCCUGAGGGGUCUGGGCUUGGCAUGUUCUUUAUCAUGUAUCUGAGCUGGCCUUGCUUCCACCGACACCUGUGGAGGAAAGGGCAGUGUCAGGGGAAUGUGUGUAGGGAUGCCAUGCCCCUUGGCACUUGUUAGUAUGUGUACAUGUUAGGGCAGAUAGCACAGGCCCUUUAAUCCCCAUUCCUUCAGCACAGUCUGGCACUACAGCUUACCCACUACCCUCUAACCAGGGGUGUCCUUCCCCAUACUGCUGUGGGAGGGAAGAGUCAAGAGCAUCUUCUCAGAGCUGUCCUCCCUCUGCUUGGGCUCCAGCUUUCACUCCCUCCUACGCAGCAGCCAAUUCCAGAAGUCUUUCCCCAGGCCCCUCCCCUUCCAAAUCCCCCUGCCAUCCAUAACACUCCCUAAGGGUUGACCCUAGUACUUGGUUCUGCAGGUUGCUAUCUCCUUGCUUAAAUACCCUUUUUACAUGGGAGUAAAAAGGUGGCAGGUUUAAAGGGCAUCUGCAGGAAGGAAGGGGACCCCCACUCUCCUCUGACCUCUCCUUUCCCCAAUCUUUUCCUCCUAAUGAGGCUCCAGCUCAGGCCCCAGCUCUCAGAAGGGGCCGAGGACACAUGCCACCAGCUCAGGCCUGGGAUGUAGACCCAGCUGGUCAUUGGGUGGGGAGAAUAGACUCCACCUGUUUCCCACGUGCCCAUUUACCUAUUCCCCAGAGGUACCCCUUGAUGCUAGGGCCAGCUCCUCCACUCUGCAGUAGCACUAUGUGCACCUGUUGGGGCGCAGUGACCUUCCUCACACCUUGCCCCAUGGCAUUCCCCCUUCCCCCACCUGUACUCUGCAGGUGGUAGUCUGAUAAUGGGGCGGAGUGGGCCACCAAGCACUUGCUCCAGCACAGAGGGAGAGCGCUCGGAGAUUCAGCACCAGGAUGUGGACAGCUCCAGACCCAGAGGUCCCAAGAAGAGCUGGAGCGUGGAGGGUCCAGAGGCUGGCGGAGGCAGGGUUGGGAGCUGGAGACCUGGAGUCAGAGUCGGGAAGAAUGGAGGAGGGGCUGGGGGCGGGCCGGGGCCGGGGGCGGGGCGGGCCGCGAUUGAAAGCGGCUGGGCGAGCGAGCUGGCGGAGAGUGCAGAGCCAGCUAGCAAGCGAGCGAGCGAGCGGUAGCCAGAGCCCCGCGUCCCCCGCCCGCUCCACUCCGAUUCUCUCCGCGCCAGAGCCGAGCGCACCAGAUCCAGGUCUGCUGGACCCAUCCAUCCCCUCUGGGGCCAUGGGAUCGCUGCUUGGGCUCCUGGCACUGCUGCGACUGUGGGGUGCUGUGGCUGAGGGCCCAGCCAAGAAGGUGCUGACCAUGGAGGGAGACUUGGUGCUGGGUGGGCUGUUCCCAGUGCACCAGAAGGGUGGCCCGGCUGAGGACUGCGGUCCUGUCAAUGAGCACCGUGGCAUCCAGCGCCUGGAGGCCAUGCUUUUUGCACUGGACCACAUCAACCGUGACCCGCACCUGCUGCCUGGCGUGCGCCUGGGUGCGCAUAUCCUCGACAGUUGCUCCAAGGACACACACGCCCUGGAGCAGGCACUGGACUUUGUGCGUGCCUCACUUAGCCGUGGUGUCGAUGGCUCACGCCACAUCUGCCCCGAUGGCUCUUACGCCACCCAUGGUGAUGCUCCUACUGCCAUCACUGGUGUGAUUGGUGGCUCCUACAGUGAUGUCUCCAUCCAGGUGGCCAACCUCUUGCGGCUAUUUCAGAUCCCGCAGAUCAGCUAUGCCUCCACCAGUGCCAAGCUGAGUGACAAGUCACGCUAUGACUACUUUGCCCGCACAGUGCCCCCUGACUUCUUCCAAGCCAAGGCCAUGGCUGAGAUUCUCCGCUUCUUCAACUGGACCUAUGUGUCCACUGUGGCAUCUGAGGGUGACUAUGGUGAGACAGGCAUUGAGGCCUUUGAGCUAGAGGCUCGUGCCCGCAACAUCUGCGUGGCCACCUCGGAGAAAGUGGGCCGUGCCAUGAGCCGUGCGGCCUUUGAGGGCGUGGUGCGAGCCCUGUUGCAGAAGCCCAGUGCCCGCGUGGCUGUCCUGUUCACCCGUUCUGAGGAUGCCCGGGAGCUGCUUGCUGCCAGCCAGCGCCUCAAUGCCAGCUUCACCUGGGUAGCCAGUGAUGGCUGGGGGGCCCUGGAGAGUGUGGUGGCUGGCAGUGAGAGGGCUGCCGAGGGUGCCAUCACCAUCGAGCUGGCCUCUUACCCCAUCAGUGACUUUGCCUCCUACUUCCAGAGCCUGGACCCUUGGAACAACAGCCGUAACCCCUGGUUCCGUGAAUUCUGGGAGCAGAGGUUCCGCUGCAGCUUCCGGCAGCGAGACUGUGCAACCCACUCUCUACGGGCUGUGCCCUUUGAGCAGGAGUCCAAGAUCAUGUUUGUGGUCAAUGCAGUGUACGCCAUGGCCCAUGCGCUGCACAACAUGCACCGUGCCCUCUGCCCCAACACCACCUGGCUCUGUGACGCCAUGCGGCCAGUCAAUGGGCGCCGCCUCUACAAGGACUUUGUGCUCAACGUCAAGUUUGAUGCCCCCUUUCGUCCAGCUGACACCCACAACGAGGUUCGCUUUGACCGCUUUGGUGAUGGUAUUGGCCGCUACAACAUCUUCACCUAUCUACGUGCAGGCGGUGGGCGCUAUCGCUACCAGAAGGUGGGCUACUGGGCAGAAGGCUUGACUCUGGACACCAGCCUCAUCCCAUGGGCCUCACCCUCAGCCGGCCCCCUGCCUGCCUCUCGCUGCAGUGAGCCCUGUCUCCAGAAUGAGGUGAAGAGUGUGCAGCCGGGCGAGGUCUGCUGCUGGCUCUGCAUCCCGUGCCAGCCCUAUGAGUACCGAUUAGAUGAGUUCACCUGCGCCGAUUGUGGCCUGGGCUACUGGCCCAAUGCCAGCCUGACUGGCUGCUUCGAACUGCCCCAGGAGUACAUCCACUGGGGCGAUGCCUGGGCCGUGGGUCCUGUCACCAUCGCCUGCCUGGGUGCCUUGGCCACCCUCUUUGUGCUGGGUGUCUUCGUGCGGCACAAUGCCACACCAGUGGUCAAGGCCUCAGGUCGGGAGCUCUGCUACAUCCUGCUGGGUGGUGUUUUCCUCUGCUACUGCAUGACCUUCAUCUUCAUUGCCAAGCCAUCCACGGCAGUGUGUACCUUACGGCGUCUCGGUUUGGGCACUGCCUUCUCUGUCUGCUACUCAGCCCUGCUCACCAAGACCAACCGCAUUGCACGCAUCUUUGGUGGGGCCCGGGAGGGUGCCCAGCGGCCACGCUUCAUCAGUCCUGCCUCACAGGUGGCCAUCUGCCUGGCCCUUAUCUCGGGCCAGCUGCUUAUUGUGGUCGCCUGGCUGGUGGUGGAGGCGCCGGGCACAGGCAAGGAGACCGCUCCCGAACGGCGGGAGGUGGUGACGCUGCGUUGCAACCACCGCGAUGCAAGUAUGUUGGGCUCACUGGCCUACAACGUGCUUCUCAUCGCGCUCUGCACACUUUAUGCCUUCAAGACUCGCAAGUGCCCCGAAAACUUCAAUGAGGCCAAGUUCAUUGGCUUCACCAUGUACACCACCUGCAUCAUCUGGCUGGCAUUCCUGCCCAUCUUCUAUGUCACCUCCAGUGACUACCGGAUGAAGAAACAGAGACUCAGGGAGGUUCAAUCCCUUGCCCAAGGUCACUCAGCUUUGGAGUGCAGAGCAGGGUCUAAACUGCAGGAAAAUUGAGGCGAAAGCCCCUUUCCCAGGACAGAGGUGUGGUGGCACAGUGCUGGGGGCCAGGGGCUGCGGGUUUGGCUGCUCUGCUUGCACCUGCUGGGCCACCUGCUUGGGUGGAAGAGGCCAGGGCUGGGGAGGGACUCUGCUCUGACUCAGCCUGCAUUUGCAUAUGAUUUGCAUUUGCAUGCCAAUCAUAGGCAGCUAAGGACUUACCUGGGGCACACAACAUACCCACACGUGCAUGGACACACACACUUGUACACACACACUAGGCACGUGUAUGCAUGCACAUACACAUAUCCUACAUACACACAUUCCCCGGGCACAACUGGCACACAUACACACUUCUUCCUGCCAACAAACGAAUCCAUAGCCAUGCACCCUACACUCACAUACACUCACGCAGAUGCCUGCAGAAAUUCACCACCCCACAUACAUGCACCUACACAGAUACACACACACCUACAUGCAUGUACUCCAUACCUGCACCCCCCUCAAAUGCACACCCUCUUGUGCAUACACACACCCUUGCAUGUUCUCCCCUUCAGCUGGAACUCUGGUCUCCCUGGGAAAAUGGUCUGGAUCUGAUGCUGAGACUGUGCCCAACUUUUCUAGCAAUGCUUUGGGACCUGGCAAAUGGAUCAUAGCCCAGUGUUGGAUGCUUAAUCUCCCCCACUUCCUCCCCCAUAGCCCAGGCAGGGGGUCCUGGGGUUAGGCCCGGGUCUUGACCUGUGCCUGCCCACCCACUCA
Callithrix jacchus (white-tufted-ear marmoset) is the source of this 5884-nucleotide messenger RNA. RefSeq names its product glutamate metabotropic receptor 2 (gene GRM2). Lineage: Eukaryota; Metazoa; Chordata; Mammalia; Primates; Cebidae. Gene Ontology annotation, biological process: G protein-coupled receptor signaling pathway. Gene Ontology annotation, molecular function: G protein-coupled receptor activity. The record is from RefSeq and is a predicted model, not a curated record. Gene Ontology annotation, cellular component: membrane.